AUUUGUAAUCGGCGUGUCAACAUGGACGAUCUUUACCAAACUUUUAUGCAUUGUUAAUAGCCCCACUUUUCAUACAAACGAUAAAGUUCCGUGGCUUUGGCAGAGUCUGGGGUCCUUCCUCUUUUGUUACAUUUUCAGCAGACGACCCUGAGUAAAACGGAGGUGUAUCUCUGCAAAGAUACUUUUCAAACUGGUGAAGAUCGAGAAGCUAGGAAUUGUGACACCCCUAUGUUGAAAGAAAAGAAAUCUCCAUAAUUUCAACGAAGGCAAGGCUAACUAACAUGGAUUUCGAACUGGAUCUCCCAUUGACAUAGAAGACAAGGAAGAUAUGAAUGAUUAUGAGAGCAACUGACCACUGAACCAGCAAUGCACCUCUGGAUCAAAGAUCUUCACGUUUUUACUUUGUAGACAAAAGCUUUAUAGAUUCUACACCUGUUUGUAGACCUAAUCUUCGUAUUUAUCAAGUAUGACUGCAGAGAAAGGAUCGACCUCCAAUGCUAAUUGAUAAUGGUGCUGUUAUCUGAUUUCACUUUGCUGGAUAUGUGUUUUAAAUGAAAGUUGAAUUUAACAAUAGAAUAGGAGAUAAUUGAGAAAUACUAUACUGUUUACAGUGAAGGGAGGCUUCCUCUGGAGGCUUUACGGGAUUCAAUGAAUUUUUGAUAUUUUAAGGAUUGUGAAGUUGAAGUCAUGGUACAGUAACAUGCCGUCUCCGGCGAGGAAAUAUGGGAAUCGUAAUUUCUCUCCUGAGCAUGGCGACAUACAUCGUAGAAACAUCGCUGCAAGUGAACGAUGCUGCGACUGGCAAGGACUUGUGGCGGUCGGUCUUGGUUGCCAUCAUUAUUGUCGCAGGAUUCGUAAUUACAAACAUUAUAUCCGCCGUGUUGGUUUUCAGAACAAUGGAUUUCUCCGGGAAAUCGUGUGGAAGAUUCAUCUGUGUUCUCCUCCAUUGUGGUCAAAUCGGAAUUCUGUGGAGAUACCUCAAACUUUUUAUGCUGUAUGAUGAACACGACUGGAAAGAAUUCGUUCUGCUAAGGACAAUACAGACCUUAAUUCAAACAAUACCCUACAUUCUCUUAAAAGGAUAUACAGUGUUAGCGAUGGAGGAUUUUUCGGCCACAUCAGUGACAGUUAUUUGUAUUUCUACAAUCUCCUCUGGGUUUGUGUUCACAAUGUUCAACCUCGGUAACUUACUUUUCGAAUCGGACGAGUUUCUUGAUCGGAAUCAUCGUAUAAAGAAACCAUUUGGAAUAUUUUCUCUUGUGAUGGGAACGAUCUUCAUGUUAGGGUCCCGUUUUGGUGCUAUUGUGGUAAUGUCAUCUGUAUUAACAUAUUGGACCAGUAUUCCCAUUGGCCUUCAUUUCAUAACUUUAACGCUAAUACUUUCAAUCAAAGCUAAGUGCAAUAAUCAAUGCUCAGUAUUUGAAAUCAUGAAAAUCUCCGGCCUUUCUCUUCUCUGCGUGUUUGACGUAAUCGUUAACAAAUUUAAAGUGUUGCGUUGUACGGAAGUUAUGUAUUACAGCGCCGUUCUUGUGGAAAAUAUCAUAAUGGUUGCAACUUGGAUUCUACUCUCCAGCAAAGGAUACGUCUUCAAAUUAUCAAGUGUUGUAGUCCUGUUGUGCACUUUUGUAUUUGGUGUAAUCCUGAAAUCAUGUAGCUGUGGCUAUAUAGAAGAGAACAACGAAGAUGAUGAUUUCUCAUCGGCUGAUGUGUUCGACUUUGAACAGACUAAUCUUAAACUGGGAAAUUCAAAUAAAAAGCCAACGAAGAGGAAACCUCGGGAUAUAAACCACCUCUCCAGUAACACGGCGUCCGAAAUUCAAAUAGAGUCUAUAUUCACCCCCAUAUCCGAAUCCAUGAGACGACAGAAAGAAAUCUUAAAGAGCCCGUCUAGUAAAUGUUCUGGAAACGGGAGUCUUGUGGUGGCUGAAAGUAAUGGAGACUUGAACUCAAGCAACAGCAGAAACACAAAUACACUGAAUCUGAGUAAUCUAACUAGCAAACAAAACAAGAACAAAGACAAAGAUUUGGAACAAUACAAUGAGCGUGCCCGGAUGUCAUCCUUAGCAAUGGAAAUAAAAUCUCCACAAGUAAAACAAAAACAAUUUUUUCAAGACAAUGAUGUAAAAAAUACAAACAUUGUUUCCAAAUCGCCACAAAUAAAAAAAUACUCAAUGGGAAAAAAACUGGAUAUACCUUUAUUUCCGCAAGAAUGCAACGAUUUAAUAGGCAGCAAAGAGUUUGGUUCUCCCAAACCCAAGCAUAUUUUGAGCAACUCUGUUGCAGAAUACACGAUGGGUGAUUCAUCUUCCGAUUCGUCUUAUUCGGAAUACCUCAGUUACAGCAGUUAUUAUGUAGAUACCACUGAUUGGUCCUCUAUGUCAUGUGAUUCCGAUGGCGCAGUAACAUGGCCCCCAUCAACUCCAAUAACACUUGUAAAUUUACACAGUUUACCAAAGGAAAGGUUAGAGACCUCUGAUAGUGUUCAUGUGUGGUUAAGUCGCUUAAACGAAUGGGAACCUAGUUACGAAACAACCCUUCCUGACUUUGAUGCAGGGAGUCCCGAUACAUCACGUAGUGUGCAUAGUAUGGAAACAGAACAGCAUAAAACUGAAAUAUUCAGAAGAAGCAGUUCUGUGCAUGAGCAAAGACAACAUAUAUACAAAAGAAAAAACAGAUAUGCACAUCAUAGUCUAGAUGCAGACAAUCCACAUGAUCAUUUAUAUGUAAACCAUGUGGAUGUCGCUGCAGACCAGGUCAAUCUGGAGUUACCUCAUACCUCACAGACGAGAAAUAUCCCACAAAACGAGAAGAAAGCGUUUCUGGUCUGGAACGAUGACUCCAUCGGUCCACCUGACGUAGUCCAGGAGUCGGUUGUCUGACCGUUUCUGGAAAAAAAAUCCAUUGUGCCAAAUUUCAUGAUUUGAAGAUUUAAUAAUGAGCAUUGAUAAACACCAAUAAAGGAUGAUGAAAUAGUUUGAAAAUACAUAUAUCUGUGCUCCAAAAGUUGGAGUGUUUAAACGCAUGUGUUUGAAUGAAAGAUUUGCACAUACACGUAUACAUGCACCUUACACUUUAAGAUAUUUGAUCUAGGAACAAUGCACCGCAUACUUUAAUCAAUAUUUGAGAAAAGUCGUUAAACACUUGAGCGAUGCACAGGAAUACUUUUAACCUGGAGAUUUGUUUCUGUCUGUUGAGAAAAUGAUUUCCUUCUCCAAAUGUUUUACAUAGCAUGAAAGAGUCACUCGAUACAUUGUAUGGUAAUCUGAUAUAGAAUAAAUCAGUUACUUCCAUUUCAUGAUAGAGCAUGAAAAUGGACAUAGCAA
Molecule: messenger RNA, 3323 nt
Organism: Ostrea edulis (European flat oyster)
Lineage: Eukaryota; Metazoa; Mollusca; Bivalvia; Ostreida; Ostreidae
Exons: 3
Coding region: 723-2879 (718 amino acids)
Biological process (GO): phosphatidylserine exposure on apoptotic cell surface; apoptotic process involved in development; engulfment of apoptotic cell
Cellular component (GO): plasma membrane
Source: RefSeq, a predicted model, not a curated record